CCUGGAAACCUUAAAGUCCACAUGAGAGUUCACACUGGAGAGAAGCCUUUUAUCUGCCACUGGUGUGGAAAUGGUUUCAGUCAACAUGUAAAUCUGGAAGCUCACAUGAGAAUUCACACCGGAGAGAAGCCUUUCACCUGCAAAGAGUGUGGAAAAAGUUUCAACAGAAAAGGAAACCUUAAUAACCACAUGAGUGUUCACACUGGAAAGAAACCCUUCAACUGCCAUCUGUGUAGAAAAGGUUUUAAGGAAAAACGAAACCUUUACGCCCACAGGCGAAUUCACACUACAGAGAGAUUUUUUACCUGCCUACAGUGUGGAAAGAGUUUCAGUAAAAAAGGAAACCUUAAAGUCCAUAUUAGGAUUCACACUGGAGAGAAGCCUUACGCCUGCCAACAAUGUGGAAAAAGUUUCAGUAAAAAAGAAAACCUUGAAGUCCACAAGAGAAUUCACACUGGAGAGAAACCUUACGCCUGCCAACAAUGUGGAAAAAGUUUUGUUAAAAAAACAGUCUCUCAAAGGCACAUGAGAAUUCAUACGGGAGACAAGCCUUACAGCUGCAAACUGUGUGAAAAUAGUUUCAUUCAAAAAGGAGACCUUGAAAUCCACAUGAGAAUUCACACCGGAGAGAAGCCUUUCACAUGCACUCAAUGUGGAAGGAGUUUUACACGUAAACAAACUCUUAAUGCCCACAUAAGAAUUCACACAGGAGAGAAGCCUUACACCUGCCAAGAAUGUGGAAAAAGUUUCUCUUUAAAAGGAAACCUUGAAUACCACAUGAGAAUUCACACUGGAGAGAAACCUUACACCUGCCCACAAUGUGGAAAAGGUUUCAGUAAAAAAACAGCUUUUCGAAGGCACAUACGAAUUCACACAGGAGAGAAGCCUUACAGCUGCCAACAGUGUGGAAAGAGUUUCUCUCAAAACGGAACCCUCAAAGGCCACAUGAGAAUUCACACUGGAGAGAAACCUUUGAGCCAGACAAGGAUUCACUCGAUAGAAGGAUUUUAUGUUGCGGAAGGAGUUUCACAGACAAGAAUCAUGUAAUGACUCGUAUCACAGUAAAGAAUUCAUUGUGCCAUCACUGUUGAAAACUGGGCAAACCUUGAAAUUCACGUGAGAAUUUACAGUGAAGAGAAGCCUUUCACAUGCCGUCACUGAGGAAAACGCUUCUGAUCCAAAGAAAACUUAAUACUCACAUGAGGCAUCACACUGAAGAAAAUGUUUACGUUUACUACAUUUACUGUUAAAGGGUUAAUUCACCCAAAAAUUUAAAUUAGCCCAUAGUUUACUCACCCUCAAGGCAUCCUAUGCAUACUGUAUAUUACUUUUUUUCUUUCAGACGAAUCCAGAGUUACAUUACAAAAUUUCCUGACUCUUCCAAGCUUUAUUUUGUGGGUGGGUGCUUUU
This is a messenger RNA of Sinocyclocheilus grahami, 1410 nucleotides long. RefSeq names its product gastrula zinc finger protein XlCGF8.2DB-like. Gene Ontology annotation, biological process: regulation of transcription by RNA polymerase II. The transcript is spliced from 2 exons. The record is from RefSeq and is a predicted model, not a curated record. NCBI's taxonomy places the organism in Eukaryota, Metazoa, Chordata, Actinopteri, Cypriniformes, Cyprinidae. The coding region runs from base 22 to 1047 and encodes 341 amino acids. Gene Ontology annotation, molecular function: DNA-binding transcription factor activity, RNA polymerase II-specific; RNA polymerase II cis-regulatory region sequence-specific DNA binding. Gene Ontology annotation, cellular component: nucleus.